Molecule: messenger RNA, 1961 nt
Organism: Echinops telfairi (small Madagascar hedgehog)
Lineage: Eukaryota; Metazoa; Chordata; Mammalia; Afrosoricida; Tenrecidae
Gene: NUSAP1
Product: nucleolar and spindle associated protein 1
Exons: 11
Coding region: 7-1320 (437 amino acids)
Biological process (GO): mitotic chromosome condensation; establishment of mitotic spindle localization; mitotic cytokinesis
Cellular component (GO): nucleolus; mitotic spindle; microtubule
Molecular function (GO): microtubule binding
Source: RefSeq, a predicted model, not a curated record
AUCGCGAUGCCUGUCCACUCGCUGGAGGAAAUGGACUCAUUCAAGUACAGCGACCUGCAGAACUUGGCCAAGAGCCUGGGCCUCCGGGCUAACCUGAGGGCAGACAAAUUGUUAAAAGCCUUGAAAGCUCACAUUCAACAGGAAGCAAGAAAAGAACAAGGAAAUCAAGAUGCAGGUCAACCUUCGGCAUCCUCUUGGGAUGAGAACGAGGUGCAGAGUACAGAUCGGGAACAGACAGAGCGCUGUGCCCCCCAGACAAAGAGAAGGGGCCGGGCAGUCAAAGGAACCUCCGACUCCCAGCAGGAUCAUUCAGAAUUGGGAAAAGAUGAUCCCACUGGAUUCCAGAAUCAGGAGCAAGAAAACCAGGAUCCCGAAACCGUUGCAGAUGUUCCUUCUCUGCCAAAUGAGGGCCCGGGGGCGGGGAAUGCCGUUUCCAUGGGGAGAGGCAGAAAACACGAAAGAAGAAAGUCUCGUUACGCACAUGGUGUCUCAAAGGCUGGAAAAAAUAAAAAAUCUGGAAGUACUACUCCAAAUUUUAAGAAGCUUCAUGAGGCUCAUUUUAAGGAAAUGGAGUCCAUCGAUCAAUAUAUUGAGAGAAAAAGGAAACAUUUUGAAGAGCACAAUAAUACACUUAAUGAAUUAAAGCAGGCCCUUCACAAGGGAGCGGUCGUGACUCCGACGGUGACUCCAGUUCCGCUCAGAAAGCGGCCCUCAGUGGCUUCCACUCCAGCCAGCCAGCGUCGCUCCCCACGUCCAUCUCAGGACACGGCAAGUCGGAGCAUCUUGUGGCCAAAGCGGUCAGUCAGGUCCUCCACACACUCUGCAACCAAAAUGAAUGUCAGAUUUUCAGCUGCCACUGAGGAUAAUGAGCAUAAACGCUCACUGACCAAGACUCCAGCCAGAAAGUCUCCACACGUGACCAUCUCUGGGAGUGCCCCAAAAGGCCCGGCUGAGCUCGGGACACGCACGGUGAAGACCUCCAAGGUGGAUUCUGCUGCUGUUAUGACCCCCUUCAAGCUGGCCACCGAGGCAAUACAGACACCCGUGUCCAGCAGGAAGCCAGUGUUUGAUCUCAAAGCCAGUUUGUCUCGACCCCUCAACUACGAGCCACACAAAGGAAAGCUGAAGCCAUGGGGACAAACUAAAGAAAAUACUUCUCUGAGUGAACCUGUGAGCAGAGUGAGCUUCUAUAAGAAAACUUAUAAACAACCUCAUCUCCAGACCAGGGAAGAGCAGCGGAAGAAACACGAGCAAGAGCGACGGGAGAAGAAAGCAAAGGUUUUGGGAGCUCGAAGAGGCCUCACUGUAGUGGCAGUGUAAUAAUUUCUUAACACUCUGUAAAUAUUCUGUUACUCUGGACCUUCCCCCCCGCCCUUCUGUAAAUAGUUUUAUGCUGUCUUCCUCAUUUUCUUUCAUCAAAAGACCUUCUUUACUCUGAACUAUUUUCAUAUGUAGUGUCUGUGGCCGCUUCAUCGAUUGCCUCUCUGGGGGGAAAGUAUCCCCACGGAGCUGAAGGUAGCGGGCUGAGAAGAGAGAGAAGCUGGGAGAGGAAUGGCAUGCCUUCAAGGCCUGGUACAGAAAAUCCACUGAUCUUAAUAAAAUAUGGGCCAUCAGCUUUGGGUAUUUCAUCGAUAUUCUAUCUAUGUAUCGAUGUUUUGUUUAUACUUAUAAGCAGCUUUGUUAGGGUCAUUGCAUGUAACUUCCACCUGUCACUCAUUAUAUUCUUAAAAACAAAACUUUAGUUCAUUCUAGCUUUGCUUACUUAAAAAUAAAAGGUACAGUCACCUGGAAAUUUAAGGAUUGCUUCUUAAAAGAUUGCUGUGUCCUGUCAGGCUAGCACCUUAUGGAAUAUUUAGAAAGGAUCAGAUUUGCUGAGCAUCAUAACCAUCUUUGUUGUACUUUAGUGGAGCUGUAGAAUUUUGUACUGCCUAAGAUUUUCAUAAAUAAAUGUUGUUCUCAUU